This is a messenger RNA of Stylophora pistillata, 1229 nucleotides long. RefSeq lists its product as uncharacterized. NCBI's taxonomy places the organism in Eukaryota, Metazoa, Cnidaria, Anthozoa, Scleractinia, Pocilloporidae. The record is from RefSeq and is a predicted model, not a curated record. Gene Ontology annotation, molecular function: protein binding.
AUGAAUAGCAGAGCAGAAAUCUUAAAAGAAGUCCAGAUAGGUUUAGAUGUCGCCAUUUUUCUUUUCAAGACUCAUCGUGGUUUACAAGCGACUGAGUUAUGUAAUGAAUGCAUCACUUUGCUCCAAAACCUUGCCUCCGGCAUUCACCUUCAUAUCUCUAGAAUAAUAUUUAAUCUGUACUUCGCAAUCUUUGGCUCUACAAAUCAGGCAGCAGGAUAUGCCACCAAACUUCUCAUCACGCUCCACCAAGCGGCAGAGCUGACAAAGGAUCUAGGAGACGAAUAUUGCGCACAAAGUCGGUUUGUAGAUGCAAAGAAACUUUUUGGAAGAGUUCUCACGAUCGUGAAAAUGACCGAUCUUAGGAGAGAAGAAGGUAUAGCUUACCAGAGACUUGGAUCUGUAUCUAGAUUUUUCGAAGAAGAACAAAAGGUAAUAGAAUAUCACGAGAAAGCACUUUCCAUCAUGAUAGAAAUUGGUGACAUACAAGGAGAAGAAUCAUGUUACGUGAACCUAGGAGCUGUGUUUCAAUCCCUUGGUAGAAAUCAGCAAGCUGAAGACUCUCUAGAGAAAGCUCUUUUCAUCGCGUUAGAAACUGGCGACAAACAAGGGGAAGCAAACAGUUACGGGAACCUCGGAAUUGUCUUUAAAUCCCUUGGCGAAUAUCAGCAAGCUAGAGAAUAUCACGUGAAAGCACUUGCCAUUGCGAUAGAAAUUGGCGACAAAGAACUUGUAGGGUUAAGUUACGGGAACCUCGGAAAUGUCUUUAAUUCCCUUAGCGAAUAUCAGCAAGCUAAAGAAUAUUACGAGAAAGCACUCGCCAUCUGGAUAGAAUUUGGCUACAAACGAUAUGUAGAGACAUGUUACACGAGCCUCGGAACUCUAUGUACAUCCCUUGGCGAAUAUCAGCAGGCUAGAGAAUAUUUUGGGAAAGCACUUGCCAUCGAAAUAGAAAUUGGUAACAGGCGAGGAGUACCGACAACUUUCUGGAACUUCGCAAGUGUGUUUCAAUCCCUUGGCGAAUAUCAGCAGGCUAAAGAAUAUCUAGAGAAAGCACUUGCCAUUGCAAUAGAAAUUGGUGACAGGCGUGGAGUAGCGGUAAGUUACUGUAAACUCGGAUAUGCGUUUCAAUGCCUUGGCGAAUACCAGAAGGCUAGAGAAUAUCACGAGAAAUCACUUGCCAUAGCGGAAGAAAUUGGCGACAGAAAAUGAGUCGAGUCAUGUUACUUGAA